AUGUGGGUCCUUGGGAAGAUAAGGGAGAGCAUGGAGAGCAUUCCUCUGGAGCUGGAUCGUUACAUUGGAAGGAGGGAUGAGGAUGCUUUUUUCUGCUCAAAGGUCAGCGUCUCUCAGAAUCUUCACAAUAACAUCAUCACUCCAGAUAACAUCCCUGAGUUCUGUCUGCCUCCGAGGCUUUGCAAAAGACACCCAGUGCUGGAGCCUGAAAUGACCCCUCUGUCUCUGGACAACCAGAAGCUGACACCAAAGAGCUUGACUUCUUCAAAUACUAUCCAAACUAAAAAGAAGAUGAGGGAAAACAAUGAAGAUCUUCAGGAUGCUCCAAGAAAACCUUUACCGUUCUCUGCAGAGUGUUAUGGUCUGGCAGGGGUGUAUGAGAGCCCCAACACUAGAAGGAAAGAAUCUUUGUUUCAUUCAAAACGGCCCAUGUACACGUUCGAAAGAAGAAUCCCUACAUCAAAGCCCAGACAGGUGAAGGAAAUGACCUCACUAAAGAAAACUCUGUCAGAGUUUCUUCCAAUGCUUGCAUCCAAAAGCUUCUCGGAAGCAGCAGAAGCUGGAGCUCCUUCCAUUAUCAAAACACCCAGAAAUGUCCCAUCCAGAAGCUGCCGUCUUAAAGAAACAGUGUCCUGCCCUUCGCUGAUUGAUAGCAUAGAGAAAAGCAUGAAGCCAAAGAAAUUAGGACUAAGUAUAUCGACUUCUUCCUCCAGCAAAUCGUCUUUGAAGAAAAACCCACCGGGCCUGCACCCACCUGUCCUCCAUCCCCUGGACUUCCUCCACUGCCAGAAGAGACUUCAGCAUGAACACAUCCUUCCUUUGCAGAGCAGAGGCAGAGUUCGCCUCUCCACUGAGCACACUACAUUCUCUAACGGUACAUGCUCAAUCUCUUCCACUAUUAGAGUGCGUAUAAUUUCUGUAGAAGGCCUGCUGGAUCCAAAUGAGCAACAAACCCUGAACUGCGCUGUGAAUCUCUGCCUAACACCAGGAAGGCUGCAGCAGCAGGAGAGUGCUACCAUCAGGAACUGCCGCUGUCCUGUGUUCAAUGAAGAUUUCUACUUCACAGAGCUGAGCCAAAAGGAUCUGCUAGAGCUGCAGCUCAGGUUAAAAGUGCUGGAUAAAGCUGCAGCAGGAGCAUUGAAGAGGGGAACUUUGAUCGGGGUGAUCUGUAAACCACUAUCCCACCUGUUAUGGUGUGGAGAACAGAUGUAA
Molecule: messenger RNA, 1212 nt
Organism: Cyprinodon variegatus (sheepshead minnow)
Lineage: Eukaryota; Metazoa; Chordata; Actinopteri; Cyprinodontiformes; Cyprinodontidae
Product: C2 calcium-dependent domain-containing protein 4C-like
Exons: 1
Coding region: 1-1212 (403 amino acids)
Source: RefSeq, a predicted model, not a curated record